This is a messenger RNA of Nicrophorus vespilloides, 711 nucleotides long. RefSeq names its product TP53-regulating kinase (gene Prpk). Gene Ontology annotation, cellular component: nucleus; cytosol; EKC/KEOPS complex. Lineage: Eukaryota; Metazoa; Arthropoda; Insecta; Coleoptera; Silphidae. Bases 28 to 702 code for a protein of 224 amino acids. Gene Ontology annotation, molecular function: protein serine/threonine kinase activity; ATP binding. Gene Ontology annotation, biological process: protein phosphorylation. The transcript has a single exon. The record is from RefSeq and is a predicted model, not a curated record.
CUAACCUCAAAUAGAAAUCAAGUAAUUAUGGAAAAUUUUGAAUUAAUAAAGCAAGGUGCAGAAGGAAGAAUAUUUAAAGGGUUGUAUUUAGGAAAGCCGAGUAUUAUAAAGGAAAGGUUUGAGAAGAAGUAUAGACACAGAGAGUUGGAUAAUCAUUUGACCAAGGAACGGAUCAAAGCAGAAAGUAAGGCUAUAACAAAAUGUAGAUCGAUUGGCAUUAGGACACCCUCACUAUAUUUAGUGGACUUCAAUAGAAGAAUGAUUUUCAUGGAAUAUUUCGAGGCCAGUAUUACAGCCAAAGAAUUUAUUUGUACAGCAAGCAAUGAAUUCAUAGAGAGGAUCAGUGAGGAUAUUGGAAUUGCUUUGGCCAAGAUGCAUUCCAAUAAUGUUGUUCAUGGAGAUUUGACUACAUCUAAUAUUCUGUUGAUCAAUAAGCACAAUAAGAUGGAUUUUAAUAAAUAUGAGGAUCUGGAGAUGGUUCUAAUUGAUUUUGGAUUAGCGCACAUUGAAUCCAGUGCUGAGGACAAGGGUGUUGAUCUGUAUGUACUGGAGAGGGCAUUAUUGAGUACCCACAGUAUAGCUGAGCAAAUAUUUCCAAAUAUAUUAAAAUCUUAUAAAAACGCAUACAAAAAUUGUAAAGAAGUCAUUCAGAAGUUUGAAGAUGUAAGAGCUAGGGGUAGGAAGCGAACGAUGGUCGGCUGAUCUACAAGU